Molecule: messenger RNA, 705 nt
Organism: Drosophila yakuba
Lineage: Eukaryota; Metazoa; Arthropoda; Insecta; Diptera; Drosophilidae
Gene: Sgsf
Exons: 1
Coding region: 25-513 (162 amino acids)
Source: RefSeq, a predicted model, not a curated record
AACAGUUCAGUUUCGACUGUCAAAAUGUCAGCGCGUCGUUAUUUCGGGAUUAUCUUGGUCUUAUAUUGUAUAAGCUUGAGUUAUAGCUACAGGCUUUUAGAAAGCGAUGAAGAUCUAAAAACAUGUCCAGCCCUAAAUAAGGAUAUAAUAUUCGAGGAACCACAUUUGAAUAAUAACCAAAGGGAACUUUACAACGUUCACAAAAUACCACGAAGACAUCACUUCAACUGGAAUAAACAUGAAAUCCAACCUGAAAACUGGCUUUUGCGGAUUAUUAGAAUAAAAACCAUUGGUCCAUCACCAAGUCCUAAAGUCCAAGAAGUAAAAGAUGAUAAGCCUAUGGAUGGAUUUGCUCAGAGGCUUUUUAAUAUUCUAAGACAGACCCUCAAUAUGGAAGAGGCCUCCUAUAAGCACAAAAACGAGCACAAGACCCUGUUCGUAUUCAAGAAAAAUCCUUUUCCGCCAGAACAACACAUAGUGAAAAGAGAACCUGUGCAAUACAAUUACAUGUGAUCUAACCCAGAUACAUAAAGCUUCCUUCAUAACUUAUUACAGAUUUUUUAAGUAAUACUUAGACAUACGCUCCCAACACCCUUAUCAAAAGUCCCAUAUAGUUAUUAAGAUCUAUUACCCCUAAUUAGGCAAAGUUUGUAAGAACACAUGUUCCCUGAAAGAUGGCAAUAAAUUAAAUCAUUUUCCACUGUA